GUAGCAGGAGUGCCAAAAUGCCACAGUAGCUUGGACCAGUUACAAUGUCACUUAGGGACUUCAAAGUUCCAAACCCUAUAAGUGCAGGCGCUAAAAGGACGGAUCGAAUUGCGAAGAGGAAAAACCCGAAUCAAGUUAGAGUGCGUGUGCGACCUCGCAUUGAACAAAGCAACACUCAACAGGAAGUAGGCCACCACCAGCUAGAAGAUGAUGAGGGAGAGCAACAUGCUAACGUGGAAAUGCAUAUGGGCGCUUCAGCAGCGGAUCCGCUGCCGCAUGUGCACAGCGAGUCCGAUGAUGAAGACACCGAGCAAGGCGACGACGCAUCAGUGGACGUUGCAGCUCAGGUCAGGGUCCGAAAGGCGUUCUUAAAGCACUACGCCUCGGGGGCAGACAGCCGCAGCCGCCUCCUCGACAGUGCCGCCGACACGCUGCGGGCGUUGGCCCAGGCCAUCCCACGCACAUGUCCUGGGUGCGGCGUGUCCGCGGUGUUCGGGGGAAAGCGAUGUUCCGUGACAAUUGUCACAUGGGAGCAGCCUGUGAUCGCGGAAAUACCUGUGGGCUGGUGCACAACGUGCAAGCAGGGCUGCAACUUGCUGCCGGUUCAGGCGGACUGCGUCUCCGACUCGAACAGCGGGUGGGACCUCGACCGCGCUCACUCUGGCAAGAACGUUCUCUGGUGGCACCAGUCCGUGCUGCAGAUGUAUGACAUCCUGUCAUUCAGGACCAGACAUCUCAGCGCAGACGCGUUUUGUGACGCUAUGAUGAACAGCUGGGAGCGCAAUGGGAUCUCCCGUCCAAGCUCUGUGUCGGCGACAACCCUGCGCCAGCGCAUGCGCGAGGCGCUGCUGUUGUAUAUGGACUGUCAGAACGUCAUCGAGGACUACCCGGAGGACACUAUAACCGACUGGCCUCGCGGCGCCCUGAACAGCUGCCCCUGCUGCGGUGACAGCGUCACAUGUGCAGCAAUGGCGGUGGACGCAGGCGCCGGGCCAGCUGGCGGCGCCAUGGCAGCCGGCGUAGCGGCUGCCCCUGCAGUGGUUGGGGAAACGGUGGUGGGCGCACGCGCCGGGCCGAGCGGCAGUGGCGGCGUGGCGGGUAUGGACAUGGCAGACGCCGGGCCAGCUGGCGGCGCCAUGGCAGCCGGCGUAGCGGCUGCCCCUGCAGUGGUUGGGGAAACGGUGGUGGGCGCACGCGCCGGGCCGAGCGGCAGUGGUGGCGUGGCGGGUGUGGACAUGGCAGACGCCGGGCCAGCCGGCGGCGCCAUGGCAGCCGGCGUAGCGGCUGCCGCUGCAGUGGCUGGGGAAACGGUGGUGGGCGCACGCGCCGGGCCGAGCGGCAGUGGCGGCGUGGCGGGUGUGGACAUGGCAGACGCCGGGCCAGCCGGCGGCGCCAUGGCAGCCGGCGUAGCGGCUGCCGCUGCAGUGGCUGGGGAAACGGUGGUGGGCGCACGCGCCGGGCCGAGCGGCAGUGGCGGCGUGGCGGGUGUGGACAUGGCAGACGCCGGGCCAGCCAGCGGCGCCAUGGCAGCCGGCGUAGCGGCUGCCGCUGCAGUGGCUGGGGAAACGGUGGUGGGCGCACGCGCCGGGCCGAGCGGCAGUGGCGGCGUGGCGGGUGUGGACAUGGCAGACGCCGGGCCAGCCGGCGGCGCCAUGGCAGCCGCUACUGUGGUCAUGCUUGGUGCAGCCGCUGUCGCUUCAGCAUGGCUGCUCACCGCAUGCAGUCCUGAGGGCUCUGGUCCGGGUCCUUCUUGUCUCCACUCGGUGCACUUCGACGCAUGCUUCAAGUUGAAUUUGCUGGCGUUCAGAGGCUACGCGGCGCAGUACACGCAGCUUGCACGCCGCCGCUUUUUCCUGCCCAACACGCUCAUCCAGCAGGUACUUGCAGACGGCACGGCUUCGCAGCAGAUUGGAGCAACCCACUGCUCCAACGUCAACGCCGAUAAGGUGCUUGCAGCCGAGUCACGCAAGAACCUGAUCACGGCAGUCGGGGCUGUGCUAUGCCGGCACGGUAUGCUGCUGCGGUUGAUGAACCUGUUCGGAGGCGAACGUCAUGCCUACGCUACGACUGCGGCGUUGUCUCUCCUGAGCGCUGGAACAGCGGUGCAGUUCUGGUGGUACGACAUUGCUUGCAGGUGGGGCAAAUCCUACACCAAAUGGCUGGGACGGCAAGCUCCAGAGCUGCAGCAGCUGGGCGCAGGCCUGCGACCCCUAAUCCCGCCGUGGCAUCGGUACGCCCACAGCCUCGCCUGCCAGAAGGCAUUUGGUCACGCCAGCGUAGGUGGUGUGGGGCAGGGCACUGGGGAGCCGGCUGAGAUCUUCAACAGCGUCAUUGGGCCGCAUGGCGGGGUCACCCAGUACAUGAGUCCGGCGAAUAGGGAGGCGCAUCUGGAGCGUGUGUGCCGCCUGUACUGCCGGGACGUUUUGGAGGACAUGCCGAUGCGGCUCUGGCGCAUGCGUGAGCGUGCGAAGGCGGUCCUGUCCAGUGCGCGGCAGCGCGUUGACGACCUGGAGGCAGCCCUUGCAAAGGAGAUGAGCUGCGAGGUCGAGGAGGUACGACAGCGCCUGCAGCAGCCCGCAAUGGAGCCCGUUGCGGGCACCGGUGCGGGCGCAGGCGCAGGCACAGCCGCAGCCGCAGCCGCAGCCGCAGCCGCAAGCGCGGGCACCAGCGUAGGCGCGGGCGCCGGCACGGGCGAGGGCAUGGGCGAGGGCACGGCCGCGGGCGCGGGCGCGGGCACGGGCGAGGGCACGGCCGCGGGCACGGGCGAGGGCACGGCCGCGGGCGCGGGCACGGGCGCGGGCACGGACACGGGCACAGGCGUGUGAGUGUGUCUGCUGCAGAGUAUGCACGCUGCAGACUUGCCAUCAUGAAGCUGCAGCGUGAGGAUGCGCUGGACGACAGCUCGGACGCAGUGCGUCUAGGGCUGCUGUUUCCAGGCGCGGAUGCUGUGCCCGUGUGGCAGCGACCAGUCCUCAUCCGCUCCAUAAAGGAGCAGGCUGCAGAGCUCGAGCACAAGCACGGGUACGAUCCAGUAGCCUGGGGCCCAGGGUCGGUGCUGAUGCAGGCAGCACUGGCGGCGCUGGCGGAGAGCGAGCUUGCGAAACUGUGUGACGAAGUAGAGGAUGCCGUGUCGGACGUCGUUGCGCUUGGCUACGUGGUCAAGAAACUGGCAGGCCGCCGCCACCAGCAGCAGCUUGCGGUGAAAGAGGAGAGGCGGGCGCGGGAGUCCGUGGCCCGGCUGUGGGGCGAUCUCGUCAGCUGGAGUAAAGUCCCCAGAGCCACGUCUGAAGAACUGCGGAGUGGCCUCUCAGCUGCGGGGGCUAUGGGCAAGGCCCUCAAGAAGCAGGCCUUUCCGUGGGUGCCACGGCACGGGCGCCUAGGGGUGCCGAAGCUGGAAGCGCGUUGGCGCCGCGCGCAGGAGGAAAUUGUGCGGUGCACGGAGGAGUUAGAGCUUAUCACCAAAGAAAGCACGUGUGCGGUCAAGUACUACACGCACCGCGCGCGCCUUUUGACCCAGGCACAGUGCGGUGUAGAGGAGCGGAGUAGCCGCGGGCGGUUUACUGCCGGGCAUGUGAGUGCUGUCUCUUGAAUAUUGGUGGCGGGUAAGCGGGCUGCAAGCAUAGGCAGCUGGCCUGCACGCUAACGUACUAACGU
This is a messenger RNA of Chlamydomonas reinhardtii, 3654 nucleotides long. RefSeq lists its product as uncharacterized. Bases 246 to 2825 code for a protein of 859 amino acids. The transcript is spliced from 6 exons. NCBI's taxonomy places the organism in Eukaryota, Viridiplantae, Chlorophyta, Chlorophyceae, Chlamydomonadales, Chlamydomonadaceae. The record is from RefSeq and is a predicted model, not a curated record.